CCUUUGCUAAAGGGCCGCCGCCGCCGCCGCUCUCUCCCCUUCUCCCGGCGCAGCUGCACAAAAGACUUUCGAGGAGCCUUAUUAUUUUCCCCCUUCUCCAGCUGCGGUCGUCAUGUCCCGGCGGAGGGGGCUCCUGCCUUACCCCGCCGCCGCCGCCGCCUGCGUAUGCAUCUUCUCCCUCUUCAACACUGUUAGAGGUCUCAAUAUUUGCACAAGUGGCAGUGCUACCUCCUGCGAAGAAUGUUUGCUUCUUCAUCCCGAGUGUGCUUGGUGCUAUAAAGAGGAAUUUGGCAGCAAAAAAUCCAUCACUUCGAGGUGUGACUUCACCGAAAAUCUAAUAGCUAAUGGUUGUGCGGGGCACUUUGAGAGUACAAAAAGCAGCAUUAAAAUAGUGAAGAACCUUCCUUUGAGCAGCAAGGGCUCUAGUGUGGCCAGUUCGGAUGUUAUCCAGAUAAUGCCACAAAAGAUCUCACUAAAUCUGCGGCCUGGUGAUCCAACGCCUUUCCAUGUGCACGUUCGGCAGGUAGAGGACUACCCUGUGGACCUGUAUUAUUUGAUGGACCUUUCCCUCUCCAUGAAGGAUGAUUUGGACAACAUCCGGAAUCUGGGAACCACGCUGGCCGAAGAGAUGGGGAAACUCACCAGCAAUUUCCGCCUUGGGUUUGGCUCUUUCGUGGACAAAAGCAUUUCUCCCUUUUCUUACACAGCACCUAGAUACCAGAACAACCCUUGCACUGGUUACAAGUUAUUUCCCAGUUGCGUCCCAUCCUUUGGAUUUCGCCACCUUUUGUCCCUCACGGAUAAAGUUGACCGGUUUAAUGAAGAGGUUCAGAAACAGAAGGUUUCCCGCAAUAGGGAUGCCCCAGAAGGUGGCUUUGACGCAAUCUUGCAGGCUGCUGUGUGUGAGAAGGAGAUUGGAUGGCGGAAGGAGGCUUCUCACUUGUUGGUGUUCACUACGGAUGAUGUCCCACACAUAGCACUGGAUGGGAAGCUGGGUGGAUUGGUGCAGCCACAUGACGGGCAGUGUCACCUGAAUGAGGCCAACGAAUACACCGCUUCCAAUCAACUGGAUUAUCCUUCUCUUGCUCUUCUUGCAGAGAAACUAGCUGAGAACAAUAUACACCUAAUUUUUGCAGUGACGAAAAGUCACUAUGUUCUUUAUAAGAACCUUACUGCCCUCAUUCCUGGAACGACGGUAGAGAUUUUAAAUCAAGACUCUACAAAUAUUAUCCAGCUUAUAGUCAAGGCCUACAAUAGUAUCCGAUCUAAAGUAGAGCUAACUGUCUGGGAUAACCCUGAGGACCUCAACCUGGGUUUCACAGCCACAUGUCAGGAUGGCUUGUCAUACCCUGGAGUCAGGAAGUGUGCAGAUCUUCAGAUAGGAGACACGGUUUCCUUUGAAAUAUCAGUAGAAGCUCGGAGUUGCCCCACUGAGAACACCUCGCAUACGUUCACUAUCAGGCCGGAUUGGUUUCGGGACACUCUGGAGGUGACCGUCACCUACAACUGCGUGUGCGGAUGUACCAAACAGAUAGAGCACAGCAGCAGCAAGUGCAGUGGGAACGGCACCUACGUGUGUGGGUUAUGUGACUGUGAUCCGGGCCACGUGGGAGCCAAGUGUGAAUGUGAGGAAGGCGAGAGUGGGAACAUGUACCAGAACAUGUGCCGCGAAGCUGAAGGGAAGCGGGUCUGCAACGGCCGUGGGGAAUGCUCUUGCAACCACUGCGUCUGCUUCGAGAGCGAAUUUGGGAAGAUCUAUGGGCUGUUCUGCGAGUGCGAUGACUUCUCCUGCCCAAGAUAUAAAGGUGUAAUCUGUUCAGGUCAUGGGGAAUGCCACUGUGGGGAGUGCAAAUGCCACCGUGGUUACAUUGGGGACAACUGCAACUGCUCGACAGAGACGGGCCAGUGCCUUUCCAACGAUGGCCAGAUGUGCAGCGGACGAGGCAACUGCAUUUGUGGGAAAUGCCAGUGCACAGAACCAGGUGCCUUUGGAGAAACGUGUGAGAAAUGCCCUACCUGCCCAGGCGUCUGCAGCACAAAAAGGGACUGCAUUGAGUGUAUGCUGUUUAACUCAGGAAGACUGGCUGACAACCAGACCUGCCAAAAACACUGCCGGGACGAGAUCAUUACUCGAGUGGAUGUUCUCAAAACUGAUGACCCUCAUUCAGUCUUGUGUGCUUACCCAGUGAAGGACUGUGUGAUGAAGUUCACCUACACGGAACUCACCAGUGGAAAGACAAACAUCACUGUUCUCAAGGAACCAGAGUGUAGCACUGCCCCUGAUGCCAUGAUGAUCUUACUGGCUGUGAUAGGCAGCAUUGUGCUCCUGGGGAUUGUCCUCCUGGCAAUUUGGAAGCUGCUGGUCACUAUUCAUGACAGGCGAGAAUUUGCCAGAUUCCAAAGUGAGCGUUCCCGGGCAAGAUAUGAAAUGGCUUCAAACCCUCUUUACCGAAAACCUAUUUCCACCCAUAGCUUAGAUUUCACAUUCAACAAGCUUAACAGGACCUAUAAUGGUACAGUUGAUUGACCCUAUGCUUGAAGGUGGAAGAGAGAGUGGAAUUCUUGACAAUUGCUUGGCUUCCUCACCGCUUCCCAAAAAGGAAGACUGAAUCCUCUACAGUGGGACAGUAUUCUAAACUUUGACUUGAAUGUCAGGAGAUGGCUUCUAUUGCACAUUGAGGACAAAUGGG
Molecule: messenger RNA, 2690 nt
Organism: Podarcis muralis (Common wall lizard)
Lineage: Eukaryota; Metazoa; Chordata; Lepidosauria; Squamata; Lacertidae
Gene: ITGB5
Product: integrin subunit beta 5
Biological process (GO): cell-cell adhesion; cell-matrix adhesion; stress fiber assembly
Cellular component (GO): focal adhesion; cell surface; integrin complex
Molecular function (GO): integrin binding
Source: RefSeq, a predicted model, not a curated record